Molecule: messenger RNA, 5548 nt
Organism: Leptidea sinapis
Lineage: Eukaryota; Metazoa; Arthropoda; Insecta; Lepidoptera; Pieridae
Exons: 8
Coding region: 103-1122 (339 amino acids)
Source: RefSeq, a predicted model, not a curated record
AAUGUUACAGGAUACAAAGUUAUGCUGAAUAUAAUAAGAGUUACUACAUCUUUAAGUUUUGAAACUUAAAAACUAAAAAUAUCCUCAAAAAACUUGAAUAAAAUGGAAGCUGAUUCAACCACAUAUGACAGUGGCUCUUAUAUAAAUAACUCAAAUGAUAAGAAUAUUUUCUUUCCCUUUACUGCAAGUCCAAGAAAUAUUGCCUUAUAUGAGGAACUACUCAUUAAGAAGGGAGAUAAACCAUUGGAAUGUCAAAUUGUAGAGCGGCUGCAGAAUUUUGGUUUGCUUUCUACAAGUCUACAGUGUCCUGAAGCUAGACCUGAUUGUAAUCUUGUAUGCAAACCAGCUCGAGUAGUUGAUAGGGUUCAGUGGGUGUGUGAAGGAUGCAAAAAGAAACAGCCAAUACGGACCGGUUCAUUUUUCUAUAAGUUACAAUGCUCUAUACUCCAAGCAAUGCAGAUGAUUUUUGCAUGGUGUGAGGAUGCAGAAAUUACUGAGGCGGCUGAGUUUUUCGAUGUGAAAUUUCGGACGGCAAGUAUAAUAUAUGAAAAGCUGGAUGAGCUGACGGCAACACAGAUGCGGAGGACCAAGCUCGGUGGCGAGGGUGCCGCAGUGCUUACUGAGAUGUAUCCAGACUGUCUUAACAGGCAAUCACCAGACACCACUGAUCAAGCACAUGCUCUCCAAAUAUUAAUGGUUGCCGACACUAAGCAAAUUCCAACAAACUACAGGCUACAUGUAAUGAAGAGUAAUUUAAAGAAAGUUCCAUUUUCCGAUACACUGCAGUUGAUACAGGCGGAGGUCCAGGAAGUGAUAUCAAGUGUGAUUGAAAGUGACCCAUUAUUAGUAUGUGGUAACAAUGUGCCUCCUGUUGACGCAGCCGUUCCCUUGACACAACUCCUGCAGCAUUGUGAUGUUGAGAUGCAGCACUUCUUGAGCACUCGCGUAUGGAGACAGGCGUUGACCCUGUGCGGUGCGGCGCGGGACCUGUGCGCGUGCGCAUCGACUCCGGUGUGCGGGGGCGCCAUGCAACUGUACCUCGAUACAGCGCUGUACCGCCUGCGCCACGAGCACGACUUCUACCGACACGUCCUCACCCUCCUCACCUCAUUCGUACAGUGAGUCAUCCCGGUGUCAUCGCGAACUUUAGUGCCAAAUUAUAAUUCCAACUCCCGAGGCUGUAGAUUUCCAUACCAAUGGAACGGUUCAACGAUGUUGAUAAUCUGUGCGAAAACAUAAUGAGAUAUAUCGUUUUGGAAUUGAGAGAAUUGGAUUAUUCCCAGGUAUGAAAAUUAAAAACUUUAUAAGGAAACAGUGAAUUCCUCUUAUAAGUUGUUUCAUGUGAUUAUAACCUAAAUUAGCUUUACCUGUUCAUUCGUUUGUUAAAGCCUUUAAGUGGUAUUAUAAUAUUGUAUUUCUUUUCAUUUGGUAAAUCCUAAUGGUUUAAAAUGUGCCUUAUAAUGUAAGUUGUUUUUUUUUAUUGGGACACUUUUCCCUUUGAUUUGAUUAUAGAUGUAGUCUAUAGUCUUUGAUAGUUAUUUAGUAGCUAUAUUACUAACUUCCAAUAAGGUUGUGAAUAAAUUAAAUAUUUUAUACAAACAUAUAUUUUAGUAACGUGUGAAAUUUACAUUAGAUACUAUUAGAUAUUAUUGUUACUGAUUUCUUGAUAAAUUUUUCAAAGCCUGUGUAAAUUUUUAUCCAAAGACAUAUACGUCCUAGUACAAUAUGAAGGUCUAAACUGCAUUAGAUAUAAAAUUAUUUUUGGAGAAAUUAUCAUCUUUGGCGUUAUUAAUAGCGUAUUAGGUUGGCCGCACACAUAGCGACGUCUUCCGAUGUGUGAUCAAAGCAAAUUGAAUGAAUCUAGUACGUCAUCAUAUAUUCAAAGCUCAGAAGUCAAACUGAAUGGAAAUUAUUGAAGGUGUGCAGUUGUCUAUGAUUGACAGUUGGUAGGAACAUUUAUAAAUAAAAUAUGUCAAUAAUAAACAUGACAUACCAAAUAUUGGUUAAAACAAUAUGGCGGAAAUAAUAACAAAAAAACAAGAACACACAAACUCAUAAAAUUAAAUACUCUAGUCAUAUCUAAUCAGAUUGACAUCUAUAUAAUACUAUAUUACAUCUGUCAUGAGGUUGUUAUUUCGUUAAGGUCGGCCACAUGCAUUUGCUUUGCUCUUUUUUCGACUUUUGAAUCCACGUGACGCGCACACGUUCUUAUUUCGCUCUGUUAAUGACAACCGUAAUUGUUGAUGUAUGUUUCAACAACUACGUUCAGAAUUCAGAUCCGAAAACGAAUCGAUCUCUCCGAACUCAAACGGCCUUACAAAUAAACUUGGUAUAAAGUUAUACCUCAUACUAAACCAAGAAUAUGCAAAAUGUUGACUUUAUCGCUGACGACACUGUCAAUACAAUGAUAGAUCUGAAGUUUUCCGAAUGUCAAGCAGCCUUGCAAAUAAACGCGGGAAACGUUAUACGUCCGAAUAAACCUGUCAUAAGUAAAAUGUCUAUUUGUAAACAUUUUGCAUAUUCUUGUAUUAUUCUCGGGUAUUACCAAGUUUAUUUGUAAGGCCGUUUGUGUUCGGAGAGAUCGAUUCGUUUUCGGAUCUGAAUUCUGAACGCAGGUGUUGAAACAUCCAUCAACAAUUAUUACAGUUCUUAUAAACAGAGCGAAAUAAGAAAGUCGAAAAAGAGCAAAGCAAAUGCAUGUGGCCUUUGCCACCUUAAGAAAAUAGCAACCUCAUGAGAGAGACCAAUGCAAUAUAGUUUUAUAUCGAUGUCAAUCUGAUUUAACAAGAGUAUUUAAUUUUAUGUUUUCAUGUUUUUUUGUUAUUUUUUCCGCCAUGUUGUUUUAACCAAUAUUUGGUGUGUCAUGUUUAAUAUUGACAUAUUUUAUGGCUUAGGUAUAUGUUUAUAUGACAGUUGCUUUGUAAAAUGUAAACUGCCAUGCAAGUUAAAAUAAUAUACUCAGUAAGACGUCUAUCUAUAAUCACUUUCUAUGAGUGUUUUUUUAAUGAGAAAAAUCACUAGAUGAUAAAAGCUUUCACCGGAUGGUGAUACGCUCGGCCCAUUACAUUAAUGCGGACUGACAUAACUAACUUUGGAUUUCACGUAGGAAAACUAGAUGGCGUUGCUUAGAAAAACAGUUGCCUAGGUAUCUACGGGGUCCAAAUUAAGGGGACAUAAUUUGGCGGCUGUACCUUAUAGCAAAUAAAACAAGUCAAUAGGGACUGUCUUUACGUAGAAGAAGUUUUUUAUACGUUUAUAUUUGACUGUCAUGUUUAUGUUUUAUUUAAGAACUGCAAACAAAUUGUUAAAUUAACACGUAACGGCCUUAACUAUAAUGUUUACGAGUACCAUUAUUAAUAUGAUUUGACGUCUUCCCGCGAAAGUGUGUGCCUUUAUUAUUAGUAAAUAUAAUUUUAAGAACAGUGCAUAAUGUGUAUGCAUCAAUGUUAAACACCGUGAUAUUUGAAUUUUUGAUAUUAAAACGUAUCUUAAUUGUUAGUUCUGUAAGUUAGGUUUUGCAAUAUAUCCUCUAUAUAUUAAUGCAAUUUUGUUGUAAGACUGAUUGACUAGCGAUUGAUCGUUGUUUGCGCAACGUUAAUAUACAUAGAAUAAAGUCAGUAUUCUUAAAAAUUUAUGUCAAACUUGCGCUUGACAACAGCUGUAUUAUUUGUACCACGGGCUCAGUGUGCGAUGACUAUAAUACAUACGUUUAUAAUUAGAUACAUACAGUACCUAAUCUAGUAGCUAGGGACUUUCCCCCUUAUUCAUAAUGGUCCGCUAACUUUAAACAGCCGCUUAGGAGUGUUUUUUCUCAUUCUGACUUAGGUCAAUAGAAGAAGACAGAGUGAGAAUUAGCAAUGCUAUACGUUUAUGAAUAAGGGGGUUUGUCUUUAGUAUUAUUGCGGCAGGAAACUGUUACUACAAACAGAGUACUAGAAAUCAAGAAUAGUUGGAUCUGAUUCCUGCCACAUUCCUCUGCUGUGCAGUUGAUAGUAGAUUGUAGAUCUAACUACUUCGAACCUUCAAACUGGAAUGAGUUAUGUUUACUUUAAAAGAAGCGUGUUCAACUAUCUAAAAGGCCGGUAACACCAUAACCAAAAGGUUGGUGUUGUGAAUGUGGGCGGCGAUUACCACCUUGCAUCAGCUGAUAUAUUCACUCGUUCCUUCCCAUUUUAUAAAAAAUGACAAAAGUUCGUUAAAAGUUCCUAUGGAACUUGUUUUAUUUUAAAAUUCAUACUUUAUGAUAUUAUAGAAAUUUGAUAUUAUUCAAGGUUUAAUAUUUUUUAAGUUAUAAAAAAAUAUAAAUAUUUAUUACUACUUUGAUUAAUGAUUCAUUAAAACCACAGAUAAUUCAACCGAAAUGCCCUCGCUUUCAUGAAUUUAACCACGAAAAAAAAUCGCCAUAACUUCACACCUGCGUUUAAUUACUGCUGAAAUACACUUAGGUAUUACAUUUUAUUUUAUUUACUAAUGAAAUAGCAAGAAAUCUGGCAAUUGUUUGUAGCGCUAGAAUAAAAUUGUCAUCGGUUUCUCAUUGAAAGAAAGUCUUUAUCCAAAGUAUUCUUGCAGUUGAUAUAUUUUUUCUAUCAAUAUCAGAUUAAUGACACGUCCCAAUGAGAGAGUGACAUAAUUUUAUGUAAAUUUAUCUACGAAAGUAAGUUAUGUGAAAAUAGAAAUCAAAGCGAACUUCUUUUUAUAUUUUAUGUUUGGCUAAUUAAUUAUUUCACUGAUUAAUGAUGCAAUAAUAAUUUACCUGUGAAAUAUUUUUUUUUAUGUAAAUAAGGGACAAGACGAGCAGGACGUUCAGCUGAUGGUAAUUGAUACGCCCUGCCCAUUACAAUGCAGUGCCGCUCAGGAUUCUUGAAACCCCAAAAAUUCUGAGUGGCACUACAACUGCGCUCGUCUCCUUGAGACAAGAUGUUAAGUCUCAUUUGCCCAGUUAUUUCACUAGCUAUGGCGGCCUUUAGACCGAAACACAGUAAUGCUUAUACAUUACUGCUUUACGGCAGAAAUAGGCGCCGUUGUGGUACCCAUAAUCUAGCCGGCAUCCUGUGCAAGGAGCCUCCCACUGGUAGACUAAACGUGUUGUACGCUGUCCCCACCAUUUAACUAAUAAAUUCGGCAUUAUAACGGUAACACGGACAAUGUUAUCGCUGUAACUCUCGACGGCGGACUGAGAAACGAAAAGAGGCGGGGCCGGCUGUUAUGCACUGUCACUGCCAAACCUGCGCCAAAGCAAAUCCCUAGUACCGCGUCGUCUUUAGGUUGAAUUGUCUGUGAUUAAUACUAAUUUGGUUGAUAAAGUGAUAUUUUUGGAAUAAUUUGAAACAAAUUGAAUUGAUUAUUGUACGGAAUUUUGGUAUAUGUUUGUUCGGAAAUAUUACAAUUCUAUUCAAAUGUAAGCACAAAUAUUGUUACCUGUUUUCAAAAUACUUUUUUAUGUUUUAUUAAAAUUAGCUUAAGUUGUACUCUAAUGUUGGUCUUUCUUUUAGUUAAUAGUUUCUUUAUACUUUUAUGUUUAAGUUAAUAAACUUACAAAGAAAUAAAA